Oncorhynchus mykiss (rainbow trout) is the source of this 2632-nucleotide messenger RNA. It is a transcript of the gene ctnnbip1, whose product is annotated as catenin, beta interacting protein 1. Gene Ontology annotation, cellular component: beta-catenin destruction complex; nucleus; cytosol. The record is from RefSeq and is a predicted model, not a curated record. Gene Ontology annotation, biological process: negative regulation of Wnt signaling pathway. Gene Ontology annotation, molecular function: beta-catenin binding. NCBI's taxonomy places the organism in Eukaryota, Metazoa, Chordata, Actinopteri, Salmoniformes, Salmonidae.
CACAACACACGGCCUUCUUCCCCUUUGAAGCUUGCGCAUCGUUUUCGUGACGCCAGUUAACCUGUCUAUAAAUUACUUAAAUGUAAAUAACAAAAUAAUGAAUAAAAAAAAGUCAGUCACAAAAUUACAUUUUGGGCGGACGGCUCCCCUAGUGGUCGCCUGGAACUAAAACAACAACGGGAGCCAGCUCCACCACGCAGCUCCAACUGGAGGGUUACACCAGAUUCCCAACUGGAGGGAUGUGACCCCGGAACAGGACGCCUUCGUAAAACAACACACCAUUACAAUAAAACACAGAAGAAAGGAAAACUGGACCAGGAGGGAGCUACAGGAGCAGGGGGGAUGAACCGUGAGGAGGCCCCAGGGAAGUCUCCUGAAGAGAUGUACGUCCAGCAAAAGGUGCGGGUCCUGCUCAUGCUGAAGAAGAUGGGAUCAAAUCUGACGCCGAGUGAGGAGGCGUUUCUACGGAAUUACGCAGGCGUGGUCAACGCUCAGAUGAGCCAGCUACCACAGCACAACAUAGACCAGGGUGCGGAGGAUGUGGUGAUGGCUUUUUCACGACAAGAAACCGAAGACCGGCGGCAGUGACCCUGGGGCACUCCCCCAUCGUCUACGGCAACCCAAACUCCACCGACCGACACAACACUGUUGAGUUUCUGGGGAGAGGAUGGGCACCUGUGAUGGAUGGAAGGAGGGUGGGAAGGAGCACUGGGUGUUGGUUACCUUUCGCUCUAUCCCUCCCUUUCAACCAGCCUCCUUCCCAUUCAAACGGAUACACCAUUGCCCCAGCCACAGUAGGUAUGCAUUACCAUGGGUUAGGGCCUUGGUGUCGAGCAAGUCGAUGAAAACACUUACAAGUUGUGUGAAUGCAAACCUUGUCUUUUUGUCUCGUUUUAUUUUUAAUUUUUUUAUCGGGCAGUGUUGUUUUCGUAUCUGCUCUACUCAAUGGUAGAACUGACCAAGGACAUAAUUUUUCCGUCAAAUGAAAGAGAGAAGCGUGAGUGUUUUAACUAAUGACCUUGCGGGAAAAUAAUUCAUUACUUUCUUUGGUUGAAUUAUAUAUAUUUUUUAACUGUACACAGGGUCCCUGUAGGUGGAAAGGUUAAAAACGUGUUUAAUGGUUUUCAUAUUCUUUCAAACCAAUUGUACUUCUUCCUGCUUAUUGUUGAUUUGAACAAUAGGCUGUUGAGAUGUCAACUUGGCUUCCCUUUCGGGACAUUAGAAUCAAUGACACUAGCACAAACACACACAGUUCACAUAGGUGCAAAUGGCCUUUCCCCAAGCAAACAAGGUCUUGGGGUUAUUGUGAAAUUAUCUAACUUUUUUUAUUGUACAGAUAUUAGAGGGAAAAUACAAUAAUAAUGAAUUGAUUGUGCCAAUUAUUAUUUUAUUUUUUUUAUCUGUAAAAUAAAUGUAACAUGAUUUUUAAAAGUUGCCUGACGAGGGACAUAGCGUAGUUCUAAUUUAUUAUUGAUAGAAUUGACUCUCUCCCAAACUAUUGUUUAGGAAAAAAAAUCAUCAUUAGAAGAAAGUCUACACGGAUUGAAACGCCUAAUCUUAUCAACAGAAUCCAAUAGCAUAAUAUUGUCACUCUUUAGAUUGGACAAAGCUUACUCUUGACUCACACUAAUAUAAUUAUAUCAACUCGAACCACAUCCAUGGAGCUACUAGAAACAUGGUGAAUACUCACAAAAGAAACGACAGUGUUUUUACUGCCUCCUCCUACCCUUCAGCAAUUGACGUGCUGUAAACAAAACCGAUCCGUUUUCUGUGUUCGUUGAUUGCAACUGGAAUCUUUCCAUUCAAUUGAAUAUUUGUAUUUUUUUUUUCAAUCCGACUGUUUUUUUUUUUGUUGUAGUAAGAUACUCUAUAUUUAAUGUGUGUAAGUACCUUUUUGUUAACUCGCUUAACUUAAACAAUUGUGACUUGAUGUUUUGAAACCAAGCAUGCCUGCCUUGUGGUUAACAGUGUACAUUUUAAGUAGAUCUGGGAGGGUCUUGAAAGCCGUGCCACAAUGACCAUUGCUUGUACAUUCUCAGUUUAUGGACGCUACUAGCUCUUUAAAAAACAUUUCAGAAAAAUAGUCAGCUAUUUAAAAAAACAAAAAAAAUGUCAUCCAUGUUAUCCUGUUGGCAAUAAUUUCAGGAUCAAAUUUCCUCAGCGAUCAUGGCUACAUACAUUGCCAACAAAUAGUUACAGUAUCUGCCUAUGACAAAAGUUUGUCCUUUUUAAUGUUUACUCUUGUUUUAACUUUCUUGAACCUAAUUUCUCUGUGUAUUGUUUUGCUUUCAUCUUAAAGACAACAAUGCAAAGGUAUCUUAUAUACUAUACCUGUCAUAGUUGACCAACAGCCUUCAUUUGUAAUCUUUGUGUGUGAGUGCGUGCAUGUGUGUGAUUUCCUCUGUUCAAAAAUUAUACAAAUCAGAUUUUUCAGCAUGCUGUUCAGUAUGACUAGAGCUGUGUAUCUUUCAAUGUGAUGACCUGUCUUUGCCUAGUUGUCGUUUGAGUUAUUUUGUGUUGCCUUUGUAUUUCUCUGUUGACAUCGAUUAGUUGGUCCUUGCUGUAUGGCUGCUGACUAAAUGCUUCCAAAUCCUAUACCAAUUGAACCAUUAAAGGAAUUUUAAAAAACAAA